Molecule: messenger RNA, 4821 nt
Organism: Siniperca chuatsi (mandarin fish)
Lineage: Eukaryota; Metazoa; Chordata; Actinopteri; Centrarchiformes; Sinipercidae
Gene: lmo7b
Product: LIM domain 7b
Exons: 32
Coding region: 193-4221 (1342 amino acids)
Biological process (GO): regulation of signaling; regulation of cell adhesion
Molecular function (GO): protein binding
Source: RefSeq, a predicted model, not a curated record
UAGUUUUGAAGUAGGCGGAGACCCUCCUCUCCACUUGACCCAAUAAGCGGAAUUUGUCAGUGAUGGAAAGGGGGUGGCAGAAGUGCGGAGUGUCCAGUGAUAAACUGGGUGUCAAUUAGCGGAGAACUUUCACCGGCGAGCAGCAGCACACAGCGCAAGAGUUGUGCCUUUUGCCUGUUCAGAAGAUAAAAGAUGGAGUGGCGCCAGCAGACCAGUGUCAGCUGUGCAGACGCAUUCAGCGAGGCUCAACGCUGGAUUGAGGAAGUGACUGGAAAAUCGUUUGGUUGCAACGACUUCCGUGCUGCCUUAGAGAAUGGAGUUCUGCUUUGCGACUUGAUCAACCAGUUGAAACCUGGCAUCAUUAAGAGAGUAAACAGGCUUUCUACUCCCAUCGCUGGCCUGGAUAAUGUGAAUGUAUUCCUGAAAGCCUGUGGCAAACUGGGACUCAAUGUGUCACAACUGUUUCAUCCAGGAGACCUGCAGGACCUGUCCACUCGUGCAACACUCAGGGGAGAUGAAAGCAACAGAAGACUCAAAAAUGUUCUGAUCACAAUCUACUGGUUGGGUCGCAAAGCUCAGCUAGACGCAUUCUACAGUGGUCCUCCGCUUAACUUCAAGGCCUUUGAAGGGCUGUUAGGGUUGGCCUUGUCCAAGGCGCUAGAUGAGGGCAGUAUGUUUGUAAAAGACAGCGGGUACAAGGAGUGCUGGUACCCAGAGAGGGAGGAAUGUCUACACAUGAGACCGAGCUAUAAGAUGGCAAACUCGGUGGACAGCAUCGACUCUCUGGAAUCCCGAGCCCUCCGCCCAAACAGUGAAGGUUGUGGAAGUGACGCGGAAGCUGAGCAGGUGUUCAAGAUGGAGACUACACAGCCCCCAACCCAGCAAAACAAAGGUUAUAUCCCUCCACCACUCCUACGGAAAAAACAAGGACGGGAGGAGAAUGGAAGGGGCUGCUCUAGUCCACUCGCCAGAGCAUAUCAAAUCCAGGUCAGACCUGAGAGACCAGUUCAGGUCAACCCUGGCUGGAUUUGGAGCAAAUCACUCAGUGACAUCCCGAUGGUAUACCCUGUACGUAAAGUUCCUGACGUGAAUACCAUUUAUGAUGUGGAGAAGGACACUGGCGUGGCACGGGAGCGGAAUCAAGAAAACAAACGGAAGUGUAGUGUUGCUGCCAAGGACAGUGAAGCUCAGUGGCAGGAUGACUUGACAAAGUGGAAGAACCGUCGCAGGAGCACCAAGUCUGACCUCCGCAGGAAGUCGCAAGACAGAGAGCAUGUCAUUACCCAGAUGAUCAAUGGUGCUGUGACUAACUUUGAGAAGAAUGAAGCAGGCGGAUUGCUAAACAGAGACCAGCAGUCACCACGCAGGCAUAACCCUGCCCCCCGUCCUUACUCCACCUCUCCUCCAUCAAAGUCAUCGAACUGUGAUCUCCGGCCACGUACUCGAGCUCUGCUGGCGCGCAGCUACACCACUGAGGCACCUUUCAUCCCCACGGCUCCGCUUAGUCCCCAUAACUCAGCCAACACUCGGGGAUCAUCAGUUGGAGCCAUGCCUGCCUCUGAUGGGAACAUCUUGGGAGAGGAGACCCACUUUGCCUCCUUGGCUUCAGAUGGAGCAGGAGUUACCACACCUUCCCUGGACUACCCUUUCAGCUCCCAGACCCAAGCCAAAGCCCAGGGUAGCCCAGCUCCUUUCCAGCCCACAUCUGAACUGGCCCAGUCAGAAAAUGUUUUUACAAACCAAAUCGCCACUCUGACCACAACUGUACAGCCAAACGAGACCACAAAUUCAACCAGCACCAGGGAUCCUACGGCAUCCAUGUCGAGUCAAAAGGAACUUCCAUUCUGUGUUGAUCCAAAUUUUUGCCCUGAUGCAGUUAAUCAGGUAGGAGUUGAUGAUCUUGAGGGCCACCAGAACCACAAGUCCCAGGAAGAGAGCCACAAGACCUCUUGGGAACCAGCUGUGGAGCAAGGCAGAGGCCGGCAGGCUGCAGGCGUGUACAAGUACCUUUCCAGGACUGGGUCGUGGUCCGGCUCAGCCAGCCUUCCUCGUGGUUACCGGAGGUCCGAGGGCUCAUCCCGUCUCUCUACUGCAAUCACAGCCAGACCAUUUGGGACCAAGCAGUCCAGGGUGUCCUCACUGCCGAGACUGUGCAAUGUAGACAACAACCAGGGUCUGCUGUUGAAAAGUGAGAAAGAGGAAUCUCUUUCUCCACCCCCUGAAUCUUCGCUCAAAAGACAGACUGCGUCCGCCCAUCUGAAGGGUCAGUACCAGGCUUCAACCACACAGAAGAAAGCUAACAAGGAAAAGCAGAAUGGUACAGAACAGGGGGAGGAGGUGAAAGGUGCCACUCUUUCCAGCCAGACCUCCUUCCAGAUCACUGGCUAUCACCAUCAGCCCUACAACCAAACCCAGCUACUGCCGCAACCUUGUUCGAACCUGCAGGCCCACCACAACAUAAGCUCGAGUCUCCCCUCUAAUGUGAGCAUUGGCCGCCCAAAGGUGGAUCACAGUGACAUGAGAGUGAGCCUUACUCUUAAACCCAACAGUAGACCAGACUUUGGUUUCCAGACUCAUUGGGACUCGACAGGGGCGAGAGUCAAAAUCAUUCAACCUGGCAGUCCAGCGGAGCUUUGCCAGCUGUGUGUGGACGAUGAGAUUGUGGCUGUUAAUGGAGUUGCGGUGGCACACAUGAACUACAACCAGUGGAAGGAUAAAAUGACAUCUUCCCUGCAAACCGGCAGUCUGACCAUGGACAUUCGGCGCUAUGGCAACAAGGAUUGGAACACCAGUGAGGGGAGUCAUCACAACCAGCCAGGCCAGAGCAGGAUGACCCUCAAUUUGACUGCCUCAGCGCCCGUUCUGAUAGGUUGUCCUGAUCACCAUGCCAACAGUGGUGCCUCUACAGAGACCACAGUCAGGAAAGUGUCCAAAUUCAAUGGGCAGACAGACAAUGUUUUACAAGGUAAAGCCAUGCAUGGUGCGCUUGCUGACAACCACAGGACAGCCAGAAGUAAAGAUAAUAAUAAUAUUACUAGGAAAAAUCAGUCAAGGAGGGCAGAAUUUUUCAAACAGAAAGGCUCUGCAGGAUUCAGCUCAUGGGUUUACUUGUGUGGAGGUUCAGAAUCUGCAAUAUCUGAUCUCCAGGUGCCAUCCCUCAGCCCCUCCUCAUCCAGCUGGUCGUGGGACCGUGAGGAGGAUCGAAAGCGGCAGGAGAAGUGGCAGGAAGAACAGGAGCGCCUCCUACAGGAGCAAUACCAGCGGGAUCAGGAGAGGCUGGAGGCAGAGUGGCAGAGGGCACAACAAGAGGCAAUGGGGGAGUUAAACAGGAACUCAAGGCAAAACACCUUUGAGAUGACCAAUGGACGUGAGAGGCCUGCCAGCAUCCGGCCCCAUGUGAAUGGACUGACAAACAAAACCAGAGAAGAAGAGCAGAGUGCUGACAGAGAUGAGCGGAAGGAAGCGGGAUCAAAACCUCAAAGUAAUGCACAAGGAGUGCAGGAUGACAAGAUUACUGAACAAGCCUGGGCUGAGGAUUCCUGUGGCUUUGCUCAGCUGUCUCCUGCACACAGGGCAAAGUCCUUGUCUACCCCAGCAUUAGCUGGCCCCCACAAACAGACAAGAGGUGAUGAGAGGAAAAGAAAAGGACAAUCUGUGUCUAAGGUUGAGCAUGAAAGGCAGCAGAUUUUGGAGGAGAUGAAGAAAAGGACUCAGCUUCUGACCGACAACAGCUGGAUACGUCAGCGCAGCAGCAGUUUUUACAAGGAACAAAUCUGUGUUGGGGUUCCUCUGAAGAGGCAUGAGUCUCUGGACAACCUGGAUACUUGGCGUCAGUGCCCACUCUCGACCGCUACAUUCAGUUACCCUCGUCCACACUCAGCUGCCGCAGGUUACUGUGCUCCCAGUAGGAACUCCUCCUCCCGCUACAGCACUGGCGCAAUAUUAUCCCAGAGAUACACAUCCAUGGACCCCUCUCAUUAUGGCAGGAUGGUCAGUGGCAGGAGGACUUGCUGUGUGUGUGAGCGUGUCCUGGGUAGUGGGGCAGCCAUGGUCAUAGAGGCCCUUAGUCUCUGCUUCCACCUCGCCUGUUUCCAGUGUGUGGGCUGCCACCGACAUCUCGGAGGAACGGAGAUCGGAGUCCAGGUUCGAAUCCGAAACAGGAAGCCCUACUGUGAGCCCUGCUAUUUCCAACUCAAGUCCGCUGGUGCCCCCUCCAUGUGACCAACAUGCUGUACUCCAGAUAACAGAGUAAGCAGCCGAAUCACUGGGAAUUCCUGUUGGAUAAAACUAUGAAAACACAGUGGAAACAUUGUACAUACAGCCAAGCCAUGACUUUUGUGUUUUACAGUAAUUACUGAUAAAACUGUAAACUCUAUGAUGUGAUGUAAAAUCUUGACAAUCUGUGGAUCCACAGGCAAAGUAGACUCUUAAUGGCUGUUUUCUUUUUUAAUCAAAUAUGGUACUUUGUUUGUGUCUGCUAAUUUGUUUCCAUGAAAGUUAAUAUGAAAUAAAGUAAUGAUGGGGAAUUAUUAGUGUUUGAUUAAUGCUUUUAUUUUAAUGUUAGUGUUGCUCUUUGUCAUAUCCUUGUUAUAUUUGAUAUUUUCCAACUAGUGCAUUAAAGAUAUCAGAUAUUUCUUGUUAAUGUAACCCAUGUAUGGAGGCACGUUUUAACUUGUAAUGAAGCACUUUCUGUUCUAUUGUAAUCUCACCAAGUGCACUUUGGGAUAAAUCAGUGGUGUGUGUGUAUAACGCAUAUAUUUCUCUCAUGAAAAUGGGCAUCUUAACUGAAAUGUUUUUGUAAAUAAAGUGCACUGAACAUAA